AUGGCCCUAGACUGGGAGAAAAUAGCGGAAGCAAAGCGUCAAGCAAUUCUUGACUCUAUUCCGCAGAAAUGGCGCCUUGAUAAAAUUCCUUCUGCUGAGGAACAGAAAGAUGUUACAGAUGGAUAUAUACGCCAGUUUCUCAACAGCAAGGAAAGUGAGAUUACAGAAACCGACAUUGGAGGUCUUGCGAAACAAAUCGCAGCAGGAAACUGGACUUCUCUUGAGGUGACUGAGGCGUUUUGCCAUCGAGCAUCAAUUGCCCACCAACUGGUGAAUUGUGUGCACGAAUUCUUUUUUGACGCCGCUAUCGAAUCGGCCAAAGCCCUCGAUGCUUACUUUGCUAAGCACAAGAAGACAAUUGGACUGCUUCACGGCGUACCCAUUUCUCUAAAAGAUCAACUUCAUGUCAAAGGAGCUGAGACGACCAUGGGCUAUGUCGGCUGGAUUGACACGUUCGAAGGAAAUAGAGACGAUCCAAGAAAAGGAACAUUUGAGAGCGAAAUAGUCAGAGAGCUUCGCAACCUUGGGGCUGUUUUCUACUGCAAGACCAGCUGCCCCCAAACUCUGAUGUCUGGCGAGACUUUCAAUAACAUUAUCGAGUACACAUGGAAUCCAAAGAAUCGAUUCCUUUGCUCAGGAGGCAGUUCUGGUGGCGAAGGCGCCCUAAUCCGUUUGAAAGGUUCACCGGGUGGACUUGGGACAGACAUCGCCGGCUCAGUCAGAAUGCCGGCCGCAUUUAGUGGAACAUAUGGUAUCAAGCCAACGUGGGACCGAUUGCCUUACAGGGGAAUAGCAACCUCUAUGGAUGGCCAGAACAGCAUUUUGUCUUCUGUUGGGACAAUGGCCACAACGGCGGCGGGAGCUAAGCUACUCGUUCAAGCAAUAUUAUCCCAGCAGCCAUGGUUGUACGAUCCUCGGGUUGUUGACAUGCCAUGGCGCGACACACUAGAAGCAGAGACCAAAGAACUCACAAAGGUGACCUCGAAAGGGCCACUUGUAUUCGGAGUCUUGAAAACUGAUGGAGUUGUGAAUCCUCAGCCUCCUGUCGCUCGCGCCAUCUCCAUACUCACAGCGGCUCUCAUAAAGGCUGGGCAUAAAGUCGUUGAAUGGACGCCACCAGCCAACUCUCAUCAGGCAAUGAUGGCUGCCAUAGUCAAUUCAUGGCGCUAUGAUGGGGGAAAAGAUGUUCAUGACGCUUUGGCUCUCUCGGGAGAAAAGAUUCAUCCACAGAUACAACGACUAUUUGGAACCUCUCCAACGGAGCAAUUUAACGGUACUCAAAUUGCAGCAAACAACAUUGAGAGACGUCGUUUACAAACCGAAUACAUGGAUUACUGGAACUCUACUAUUGAGGUGACUGGCACGGGUCGACCAGUCGACGGUUUUAUUUGUCCAGUUGCACCUUAUGCGGCGGCAAGGCCUCAAAAGUAUAAAUAUUACGGUUACAGUGCAUUUGUCAAUGUAUUGAACUACACCAGUGUCAAUGUGCCUGUCACUCUGGCGGAUCAGAACAUUGACAAGUACGAUCCGGGUUAUACUCCUUUGAAUGAGCUCGACCGAGCUACUGUUGAAGAUUACGACGCAGAAUUAUAUGAUGGAGCGCAUGUUGGCUUACAAAUUGUCGGGAGGAGCUAUACUGAAGAGAAGAUGCUUGUCAUUGCUGAGUAUGUAAGCGAGUUAUUAUCUCAAGAUAAUGCUUAG
Messenger RNA from Trichoderma atroviride IMI 206040, 1701 nucleotides. RefSeq lists its product as uncharacterized. Lineage: Eukaryota; Fungi; Ascomycota; Sordariomycetes; Hypocreales; Hypocreaceae. The record is from RefSeq and is a predicted model, not a curated record.